AUGGCGUACGUCGGCGGAUUGCCCGAUUUUGCGGUACCCUCUAUACGGGCAGGUCUGCCCGUCGGAGGUCUCGGAAGUCUGCUAGAUGGUGCAGCCGCCAAUCUUGGCAACAAUACCGACUCUAGCUCCGAUGGUGCCGGCGGCAACCAGUCUGGUCUCAACACCGCAGCUAGCAGCAACGUUUCGCUGCCGAAUGCUGCCCUUUCUUCGUGGUCCCCCUCAAGUGUGGCCCGGCAUGCACGCAUUCCAGCAUCGAAUCUCACAACCGAGCUUUCUGCCAAAGAGCUCGCGCGUGCUUCCAAAGUCUCUGGCGCGGGUGCUGGCCGUCUUGCGUUCUCUUUCGCGGGGGCUGCGCAUCACGACAGACCACCCGAGGAGGUCAUUGAUGCUAUCUUGUGAGCUCCACUGAAUCCUCAGAAAGAGACAAGCACUCUCGCUGAUGCUCUUGUGCUCCUUUUCCUAGUCACCCUGGUCCUGCUAGUAACGCAGUGCUCAUGCUUCAAUCGACCGUCAGCCGUGCGGACAAAGUCCAACGAGAUUCUGGGGGUCGCGCAGGCGCCAAGACGCCGUCCUCAAAGCAAGGUCGAAGCGGCGAUGGAUCCACGCGGGUAAGCGAGCGGCGGGCAGCGAAAGAGAAGGAACGCGAUGCGGAAGAUCUUAGGGCCAUGGCAGGAGCCCCAAAGCCAGAGCAUUACGACGCGAUAUCUCCCGCUCAAUCUCCAGUACACAGUACCGAGGCGCAAGGAUACCGUGGCAUCCCAACCGCUCUUGCAUCACCUGCGGAGACUGUCACGCAAGGGAGCCAUUACGGGGCCGACGAGACCAUGGCAAACCGCUUGACAACCAUCAUUAGCGCUGAUGAGGUAUCCUCUGCCCCUGCAACCAAAUCUGCGGGCCCGAAAGAACCCCAACAUGCUGCCAAAUCCGAUUCCAAAGACUCGGCGGUCAUGUCGCAAGGCUCCGGGUCAAGCUUGUCUUCUGUGCGACCCAUACUCAGCUCGGAUCCGCGCUCGCGCAAAGGCUCUCGAGCGGCCGCAGCCGGAGGUGCAACAGGUUUGCAAAAGCGAAACAGCACAAGCACAACAAGUAGCGAAUACACCGACGGACAGUCGAAACGUGGUCCAUCAAGGCCGCAUUCUGUACACUGGGAUGCCAACAGCUUUACAGAGCCCAACGCGAAAGGGUCUGGCUCGACUGACAGUGACGUUCGAGAGAGCCAUCGCAGAAGUCCUGUCUUUCCGCAGACACCUGCUGUCGUCAAAGAUCGCGAGGUGACAGCUAGCCCACGAUCCAUUUCUCCUUCGCGAGAGCGAGACAGGCAAUCCUCCGGCUCGACAACCGCGCAGUCCCAAAGCAACAAAGGGGCUAUCAAGAAGGGUGAUGAUGUAUUUACAACGGACCGCGCGAGUGACGCAGGAAUUGUGGGUGUGACUAAGCUACUCAGUAAUCAGGAAGCGCAAGGCGAGACAAUGGAGCAAACGCUCUCUGCGGCUCAAGGAGUGUCUAGGGAGGAUAUGGCAGGCUCUGAGAAGAAAGCUGGCGAGGCUCUUGAGUCGCACGAGGGUGCGCCUGGCUGGGACAAGCCGAGCUCGGCCAAGCUGCCACAACAAAAGCCAAGGGCGAGGGUGCUGCGUGGCGCUGUCGGCAUAUCGCCGGACGAGGCGGCUCAAAAGGGCUACCAUGGGGCUGGUUGGGGCAACCUACAAGCAACAUGCAUUCCGGGCGGCGCGCUUCUCAAGCCUGCAUGCGCUUCGUGCUCUCCAGCUUUCAGCUCGUCUGAUCGUCACUCGUCUGGACAGUGGAUAUGGUCCUCACCUGAAGGCUCACCGCAAUAUUCAAGGAUCGCGCGAGAUUUUGCCUUGGGCCAAACGCCAGCUCAAGCUCGGGGAGCUGCAACUGAAGUCGGAGCAGGAGACGAUCAGGGUAGCGGAGGUCGCCGCGCCUCUGCCAUGCAGAGCGGGAAUGAGCCUGCAUCGGUCGAGCAGGUGAUGGACGCUGCGGUGCACUCUGAUCUGGAAAGCGCCAACGAUUUGACCCCGAAAGCUGCCCGACAAGCUGUUCAUGUCUGA
Ceraceosorus bombacis is the source of this 2069-nucleotide messenger RNA. NCBI's taxonomy places the organism in Eukaryota, Fungi, Basidiomycota, Exobasidiomycetes, Ceraceosorales, Ceraceosoraceae. The record is from the annotation of a GenBank genome assembly.